AUGUCCACCCAGGCCCCGCACCCCGCCCUGCUCAUCCCAGGACCCAUCGAGUUCGAUGAUGCCGUCCUGCAGUCAAUGAGCCACUACUCCGAGUCCCACGUCGGUGCACCCUUCGUGAAGACCUUCGGCGAGGCUUUGACUAUGCUUCGACGCCUCUUCAUCACCGAGGACCCGGCCAGUCAGCCUUUCGUCAUUUCCGGCUCGGGCACUCUCGGAUGGGACUUUGUUGCCGCCAACUUGGCCGAGCGCGGCGAUGAUGUACUGGUCUUGCACACUGGAUACUUCGCCGAUAGCUUCGCCGACUGUUUCGAGACCUACGGCGUUCGCGCCACUCAGCUCAAGGCUCCCAUUGGAGACCGCCCACAGCUGGAUGCCGUUGAGAAGGCCCUCAGCGAGAAAAAGUACAAGUUGCUCACCGUCACCCACGUCGACACCUCCACCGGUGUCUUGUCCGAGAUCGAGGCCCUUUCCAAGUUGGUGCGCCGUGUCUCGCCCGAGACGCUGCUCGUCGUCGACGGAGUGUGCAGUGUCGGUUCCGAGGAGAUUCAGUUCGACAAGUGGAACAUUGACGUUGUCCUGACCGCGUCGCAAAAGGCCAUUGGCUGCCCAGCUGGCCUGUGUAUCCUGAUGGCCUCCGGACGUGCCAUCGAACGCUCCCGCUCUCGCUCUACCCCACCGGGCUCUUACUUCGCCAGCUUCAAGAACUGGCUGCCAAUCAUGCAAAACUACGAGGCUGGCAAGCCCUCCUACUUCGCCACUCCAAGCCCACAGCUUGUUCACGCCCUGCAUACCUCGCUCACACAAAUUCUGUCUGUCCCGCUCGCUGACCGUUUCGCCCGACACAAGGAGGUCAGCCAAAAGGUCAAGGCCGCAGUCACCAAGCUUGGUCUCCGCCAACUCGCCGACAAGCCGGAGAACCAGGCCAACGGUAUGACCGCCAUCUACCUCCCUGAGGGCUUCACGCCACCACAGGUCCUGCCAAGCCUGCUGAAGAAGGGCGUCGUCUUCGCCGGCGGCUUGCAUAAGGAAAUUGCUACCAAGUACAUCCGCUUCGGCCACAUGGGCGUGUCCGUCAUGGACCCAAAGCGUGAGGAGAUUGACCGCGCCAUCGUGUCGCUGGGAGAAGGGCUCGCUGAGGCUGGCUACAAAGCGUAG
Dissoconium aciculare CBS 342.82 is the source of this 1155-nucleotide messenger RNA. Its product is annotated as PLP-dependent transferase. The record is from RefSeq and is a predicted model, not a curated record. Gene Ontology annotation, cellular component: peroxisome. NCBI's taxonomy places the organism in Eukaryota, Fungi, Ascomycota, Dothideomycetes, Mycosphaerellales, Dissoconiaceae. Gene Ontology annotation, molecular function: L-alanine:glyoxylate transaminase activity; L-serine:pyruvate transaminase activity. The transcript has a single exon. Bases 1 to 1155 code for a protein of 384 amino acids.